This is a messenger RNA of Ictalurus furcatus (blue catfish), 2816 nucleotides long. RefSeq names its product splicing factor 3b, subunit 2 (gene sf3b2). The transcript is spliced from 22 exons. Lineage: Eukaryota; Metazoa; Chordata; Actinopteri; Siluriformes; Ictaluridae. Gene Ontology annotation, cellular component: precatalytic spliceosome; catalytic step 2 spliceosome; nucleus. Bases 55 to 2664 code for a protein of 869 amino acids. The record is from RefSeq and is a predicted model, not a curated record. Gene Ontology annotation, biological process: mRNA splicing, via spliceosome.
UCCCUUGCGCAGGAUUUGUGUUGUGUGCGUGUGUGAGGGAGAGAAAAAGUAAAGAUGGCGGUUGACGGAGUACCGGGCACCGAGUCUAACCCGGACCUGAACUCAUGGAGCGUUCCCGAGUUACAGGCCAAACUGGCGGAGAUUGGAGCCCCGGUUAUGGGCCCGAGAGAAGAGUUACUAGAGAGACUGAAGUCCUACAUGAUGCAGACGGGUGUGAUGUUGAGUAAACCCAGCUUGCCAGGCGGAGACGACAAGGCCCUGACCACGAUGCCUGGUCUGCCUCCCAUGCCCCCAAUGCCCUCCAUGCCUCUACCCCCUGGCAUGGGCGUGCUGCAGGCCAUGGGCAUGAUGGGAGGACCACCUCCACCUGGUAUACGCAUCAGCAUGGAGCCGCCGGGUGUCUCCUCUGGCAUGCCACAGGAUGACCCUCAGAAGUUGGCCCAGAGGGUUGGUCAGGGGGAUUCCAGAGUGAUGGAGGAGCAGCUAAAGGAGCAGGAGCUUCUCGAGCAGCAGAAGAGAGCUGCACAGCUGCUGGAGCACGAGAGGCAGCAGGAGCUGGUCAAGCUGCAGCAGACUGGACCACCAGGCACUCGGGCUCCAGAACCAGGACCUGCACCCAACCUGCUACCCCCCAUUCCUCCACUCAGAGCCUUGACAACCAGUGGCCCACCCCCUCCAGGCGUAUCCAUGGUAUCACAGAGCAGUCAGAGGCAGAGAGUACCACCUCCACCUGGAGAGGACGCAAGAGAGAUGUGGCAGGGUGAUGACGUGGGAAUCGGGCCGAAGAUCCCUCAGGCUCUGGAGAAGAUCCUGCAGCUGAAGGAGAUCAGACAGGAGCAGCUGAUCGCUGCGCCUACAGAAGAGGAAGAUGACGACACGGCCGACAUGGACCUGAACAGCUCUCGUCCAUACUCGGACGACGAAGGAGAAAGUGCUCUCUCGAAAAAGGAUAAAAGCCGCAGACGCAGGAACCGGAAGAAGAAGAAGAAGAGGAAUCAAGAGAAAACUGAGCAAGUGGAGGGGAGAAAGAAGGAGACCGAGAAGGACAAAGAGAAGGAUACAGAAGUGGAAAUCGAGUACGUCACCGAGGAGCCGGAGAUCUACGACCCCAACUACAUUUUCUUCAAGAGGAUCUUCGAAGCGUUUAAGUUGACAGAUGAUUUGAAGAAAGAGAAGGAGAAGGAGCCUGAGAAGAGCGAGAAGCAGGAAAUCACCUCGUAUAAGAAGAAAUUUUUAGAGGAAAAGAAAGACAGCGAUGACAGCGACGAGGAAAUCAAACCGGAUGUGCCGAAACUCUCUAAGAAGAAGCUGAGAAGGAUGAACAGGCUGACUGUCGCUGAGCUCAAACAGCUGGUGGCGCGUCCGGACGUGGUGGAGAUGCACGACGUGACGGCGCAGGAGCCCAAGCUGCUGGUGCACCUGAAGGCCACAAGGAACACUGUACCCGUGCCACGCCACUGGUGCUUCAAGAGGAAGUACCUGCAGGGGAAGAGGGGUAUCGAGAAACCGCCCUUCGAGCUGCCGGAGUUCAUCAAACGCACCGGCAUCCAGGAGAUGAGAGAAGCCCUGCAGGAGAAGGAGGAUGCUAAAACUAUGAAGACCAAAAUGCGGGAGAAAGUUCGUCCAAAGAUGGGCAAGAUCGACAUCGACUACCAGAAGCUCCACGACGCCUUCUUCAAGUGGCAGAUCAAGCCGAAGCUCACCAUCCAUGGAGACCUGUACUACGAGGGUAAAGAGUUUGAGACACGUCUGAAAGAGAAGAAGCCUGGAGAUCUGUCUGAUGAGCUGAGGAUCGCUCUGGGCAUGCCCACUGGCCCUAACUCCCAUAAGGUUCCUCCUCCCUGGCUUAUUGCCAUGCAGAGGUACGGUCCUCCCCCAUCCUACCCAAAUCUCAAGAUCCCUGGCCUCAACGCCCCCAUCCCUGAGAACUGCUCGUUUGGUUAUCACGCUGGAGGAUGGGGUAAACCUCCUGUAGACGAGACAGGAAAACCUCUUUACGGAGACGUGUUCGGAACCAACGCAGUAGACUUCCAGGCCAAAGCGGAGGAGGAGGAAGUGGACCGAUCCACAUGGGGUGAACUCGAACCAUCAGACGAAGAGUCUUCAGAAGAAGAGGAAGAGGAGGAGAGCGACGAGGACAAACCGGACGAGUCCGGUUUCUUCACGCCUGCCGACAGCGGCUUAAUCACUCCCGGCGGUUUCUCCUCGGUUCCCGCUGGCAUGGAGACUCCAGAACUGAUUGAGCUCAGGAAGAAGAAGAUUGAAGAGGCGAUGGACGGAAACGAAACUCCUCAGCUGUACACAGUGCUGCCAGAGAGGCGAACAGGCCCUGUGGGAGCAGCCAUGAUGGCGUCCACACACAUCUACGAAAUGUCUGCGGCUGGGGCAGCGCGGAAGGCAGCCGGGGGGGCCGGCGUGUCUGGGUUGGGCGGAGACACUCAGGGUGUGGAGGUGGCUCUGGCACCAGAGGAGCUGGAGCUCGACCCGAUGGCCAUGACUCAGAAGUACGAGGAGCACGUGCGCGAGCAGCAGGCUCAGGUGGAGAAGGAGGACUUCAGCGACAUGGUGGCCGAGCACGCCGCCAAACAGAAGCAAAAGAAGAGGAAAGGCCAGCCCCAGGACACUCGUGCCGGAGCCAAGAAAUACAAAGAGUUCAAGUUUUAAAGCGGAGACGAGCAUGAGACCACAGAUAAUCAUACCGUCUGUUUUUCCUUUUAGAGUCAGCGCCGUAGGAAUAAAGGUGUCUGUAAGCUGAUGAGAAGCACUUUUAUUCACAUGCUUCACUGUCUUUUGUAAAUAAAAUAUAAACCCAUGCC